Homarus americanus (American lobster) is the source of this 4343-nucleotide messenger RNA. Its product is annotated as tryptase-2-like. Gene Ontology annotation, molecular function: serine-type endopeptidase activity. The record is from RefSeq and is a predicted model, not a curated record. The transcript is spliced from 6 exons. NCBI's taxonomy places the organism in Eukaryota, Metazoa, Arthropoda, Malacostraca, Decapoda, Nephropidae. The coding region runs from base 464 to 1420 and encodes 318 amino acids. Gene Ontology annotation, biological process: proteolysis.
GAAUCUUUGAAACUUUUAGAGAAACAGAUAAACUAUUUAGAACUUAAACAAAAUAAUUAUCUUAAGACUGAUUAUGAGUGAAAUCAAAACGGUAAUAGACCGGUGGAUGAUCACCUGAUCUGUGCAGCGCUGCCUGAGGCCACCUUUGUGAACUAACCUCGUGGUCACCUGUGUUAACCUGUGGCGGAUUUCUCUAACCAGGUAUUACUGUCGUAAUUGAAUUUGUCUGCUACUAGCUGGGGUCACCUACAUAUAAUGACCUCAGAUAGAGACUUUAUGACUCUUAAGUUUGACAGCGACUUAGAAAAUGAUAAGUUAGAAGUGGUGAUUAAGUUAGUCGUAAUGAUCUACUCUGACGAAUCUUCAGUGCUUCAAAACCAACGUAGAAUAAACACCUAUUAACCUAUAGUGACUCAGAUCAAGGUGUGGUGAUCAGAGACUAUGUGGGGAAAACCUGGGAAGGAUGAGUACCUCCCCGUCAGAAGGCAAGAGCCGCGCGGAGGGAGGGAAGUGGUGGCGGCAGGUCGGGGUGCCUCAAGAUAGAGUGCUGAGGACCACUGCUGUGUUGGUCGUUCUCUGCUGCGCCGCCGUCACUAGAGUCCACGCUACCUUCAACCACCGCUCCUACUGCGGGGUGUCUGCCUACAGCCACCGCUACUACAUGAGGAUUGUGGGUGGUAGGAGCGUGUUGGCGGGAGAGUGGCCGUGGCAGGUAGCGCUACAGCAGAAGGACCCAUACAGUGGCAGACGACUCGGUCAGCACUGCGGGGGGACUCUGAUCCACCCGUCCUGGAUACUGACAGCCGCCCACUGCAUCGUUGACCCAAUUUUCAAGUUUGCGUUGCCGCCACCCUUCUGGACAGUGAGAGUUGGAGAGGUCAGUUUGUCAGCCGAGACCCUACGCCUCUACCCUGUCUCCAAGAUCAUUACACACAAGCACUUCGACUCCAAGACCUGGGACAAUGACAUCGCUCUAGUGAAGCUCCGAAAGCCUCUGAACCUGGAGGAACACGCUGGUCUGGUCAACACCAUCUGUUUACCAUCUAGGAACAUGUCCUUCGUCGGCCUCCAGUGCUCUGUCACCGGGUGGGGCAGGACCAAGAAACACGGGAGUAACUCGGACAUGCUGCAGACCAUCCGGGUGCCCGUUAUGCCCACCAAGAAGUGCCAGCGCUCCUACAGGAAGAUCAGCCCCGUCAGUAAUAGCAUGAUCUGUGCCGGCUGGGAGGACGGUGGCAUGGGGCCCUGUGUUGGUGACAGUGGAGGGCCCCUACAGUGUCGGGCGAGGGGAGGCCCUUGGAUCCAGGCUGGCAUCACCUCGUGGGGGGUGGGAUGCGCCGAGCCCUCUUACCCCGGCGUCUACAUCAGGGUCUCUGAUUACCUCGACUGGAUCUACAAACACCUGGAGAAGACCUACUGACACCCGACCCGCCGAGCAACACCAGGGCGGCAGACGAGCGACGACUCUCACUCUGCCUUGAUGCAUCAGCAAACAGGACAAGAUGUACAGAACCUGAGUGUCGUAAUAAUCUGACUGGAUCACAGGUAUACAGGCCCGAGUAGUUGACGUUAUGAGUCGACGUGUAUGUCUGACUUGGGAGUUUUGGGGUGGAAGUUAUUAUGUAAUUCAUGACCCUUGAUGAAAAGAAAAUCUGUUAAGUGAUCAAACUUUUGAAGAACUACAAAUUAGCAAAUCAUAAAAAAAUUACAUAAACUCAGGUAGACAUAAAGUGGAGAAAGAAAAUGAUAAUACUCAUUUCAUUAAACACAAAAACGAACAAGAAACGACUGUGUUGGUGAAGGACAGGUGAUGCAAUUAACAAAAUGAGAAGCUCGGAACAUUCAUGAUAAUGAUGGUGUGAGUUUUGAUUUGUGACGUGACGUUAAAUAUUGUUGUUUUCACGGGAUGCGCAGGAGACUCUUGUGUAUUACAUAAAGCUCUAGUAUUUGCUGUGUAUUAACAAGAAACACAUUAUAAAUGAGAACCCGCAGAAGAAAAGAAAACACUAGACUGAACUCCAAGAUGACACUCUGAAAGGCCUGACAUCAGACUAGCAACAAUGAGAGAGGAAUAACAUUAUAACUGUAUUUACUAGAGUAAGAGACUUCAGGCAUUAAUAAGACAAAAUAACAUUUAAUUAUCACACAUCAACUGGAGAUCAUUUUCAUCUUCUCAUUUUAUAGACUUGUGUACAUAUACUGUAUUAGGGACGUUCAGCCCAGAGUCUCAGUGGAAAUGGAGAAGAAUGUGUUAAGUUUCUGUUCUCGUUUGAAGGCAUUUUCCUGAAGUUUUCUAGAUUGGAAGUGAAGAAGAAAUGUGUUCUUUAAGGGGAGUCUGUUGCAGGAGCUGAACGACGACAACUUUACACGUUGGCACUACGGCAGACGUCACCUCUCUGUCACCCAGGGUACAAGUGCCUGCAGUGCCAUGUUGGUGUUGGUUAGUUAGUGUUUAUUUGUUAAUUUAUUUAUUUAUUUAUUUAUUUAUACAUUUAUAUACCACGUCACCUCGUGGAGGAUGUGUUAGCUCCGUCAGCCCAAGGAUAGUCACAUUAGUCCUUACACACGACUCAUUGAUUAACCUGAUCAACUAGAAUGGAAUGGAGCGUGGACAGACUUACCCUCCCCCCCUCCCCCACACACACCAACACCUAUUGGCUGGGUAAACAACGUUGAGCCCGUACCAUAAAAACAGCGCCAGUAAGAGCAAUCCAAGACGUUUGACGAUCCCUUCCGACCCAGUGAGAACACGCUAAUGGAGGGUAAGUCAGAUGAAAGAUUGAUCCUUACCUUCUGAGGCGCUGUUUGACGACACGAGUACAAGGAUGACGGGUCACUGAGUUUCUCUUCCCCCAGUUUUGCAGGGCAGCGUACAAAUGAUGGUAGACCUUAGCGUUCAUUGCUGCUUGUUGUGUCUCUGUGUGCGUGCAUGUAAUAAAAAACGUGACGACAGUGUAAAGAUAUUAUUAUUAUUAUUAUUAUUAUUAUUAUUAUUAUUAUUAUUAUUAUUAUUAUCCACUAAUCCAUUGACCUUAGAGAUUGUGAAAAAGAAAUCAUAACAACAGGACUGUCCAAUCACACCAAAAUCCGCUCAAGUAAAUCCUCGACUAAACCAGAUGUCUCACGUUGUUUCAUCUCGCUUGUAAUAAUCAUUUACAUUCACGUUCAUCAGUGUACUGUAUAUAUCAGUUCAAAUAUGCAAGUUGUAUGUUAUUAUUUCGAAACACAAUGAUACGGUAUAACACGCUGGUAAAUUACACCUGCACACAGAUCACCAGGUGUUCUCUUCAUUAAUUCACAAGGACAAGUUUCUCAUGUGGUGGCUAUAAUUGUCAUGGCAUUUAUCAUUUAUUUUUUGUGUAUUAUACAUUAUUGUUAGGAUUCAUUAUUUUUCUUAUGUGUUGUUUGUCAUCGUGUAUUCUAUGUAAAUGUUUUACCAUGUGCUCAUUAACAUCUAUUCUUUACUUAAUGUUUUAUCAUAUGUCGGUCAUAUUUGUAGCUUAAAAUCACGCUGACAUCACACGGACAGUGAAGCGACGUUUGUUGGAUGUGAUUCUGUUCCGUAUACAACUAGUAAUUUACGGUAUCUAUAAUCUUAAGCAUCCAUGUGAUCCAUCAACCUUCUUAGUUUAUAUAGUAUCAGAUCCUACAAGACGAAUAAAUGUGGUCGUGGUUUAUAGAGACACACUACUCUGUAGUUUCUUCAAAAUCCAAUUGUUGUUGAUGUUAUAAUGUGUUUACUACGCCUCAACAACUAUAAAGUCUUUAAGCAUGUAUAUUAGAUUAGUCAUGACCAUGUAAAACUUAUGAAAGCUAUAACUCAAAUCUGCCAUCUUGAGGGACGUGUACACCUUGGACAAUGUUUCUUUGGGUCUGAGGAUCAAGCUUGAGUUAUCUACAGUAUACUACUUUGUGUCAGAGAAGUUAGUUGUUUUUCUUUAGUUCACGAGUGACGCUCUCAGUAGCAGACCCACGUAUGUUCAGACAUAACUGAUCUGACUUUCGCUUUAGUUCAGUUCCGUCUAAGAAGAAGUCAUGUUCAAUAACUCUUAUAGGUCAUGACGAAUUUGUACAGAAAAGUGAAGACCCGUUUAUUAGUGAAUGGGUGACUUUCACCGUCACUGAGCAAGUUAGUUAUGAAGUUACUGUAACAACUGAAGGAGAGACAGGUCAUGAGGUAAGGUAGAGUGUUUGAGAGUGUUGGAAGGUGUUUGAGGGUGUUGGAAGGAGUUUGAGGGUGUUAGAAGGUGUUUGAUAGUGUUGGAAGGUGUUUGAGGGUGUUGGAAGGUGUUUGAGGGUGUUGGAAGGUGUUUGAGGGUGUUGGAAGGUGUUUGAGGGUGUUG